GAUGCACCAUCUCUGCCCAGCCUCCUCUCCAGCGCCUCCGCGCAGAAUCCCUGCAUCCGAGCGCGAGCAUCAGUGCGCAGAGACAGAGACGACGGAGACAGACAGGGAAAAGACAGGGACAGAGACGGGACGCCAUCGGGAUCCUGAAGCGGCCCCCUCUCCCGGACCAGCGGCUCGUUCUCGGUCUCUUCUCUCUCUAUGGGUGUGAGUGGGAGCGGCCGGUAGUCAGGCGGUGUCUCCUCCAUCUCUGCGCUCUUCAUCCCGCUCCGUCAGGACAACAAAAUGGCGGACAUCAUCGAGCUUGGACCGGCCUACGCCAUGUCUCCGGUCCUGGCGGGCUUCCUGGGAGCUGGUGUUCUGGUUCUGGUGGUGGUGGUUCUGGUUCUGCUCUGGUCCUUCUGUCAACGCCGUUACGUCCGCGUCUCUGGACGCUACAAGCUGCACGGCGACCGUUACUGCGACGCCGAAGACCCCCCUUACAAGUUCAUCCACAUGUUGAAGGGCAUCAGCAUUUACCCAGAAUCCCUCAGCAGCAGCAAGAGGAUCGUGCGAGGCUUCCGGCACGCGGACCGGUCCAACCGCGACGGAGAGCACGGCUUCCCAGCUGCCGGCGCCGGGAGGGGCCUGGUGCUGGUGGACGCCGAGAACAACAUCCUGGACGUCCCGGGUCAGCUCCAAAUGAGUCAUCUGGUCCCGCCCGCCGGGCCGGGCCCCGCCCACGGCUCGGGGCGGAUGGAGCGGGCCCUGCCGGUCCGCGCCGACUACUGCGGCCUGGACAGCAGCUCGGCCGGAAGUAGCCAGACCAGCAGCAAGACGGCGUCCCCCUUCACCCCCGCCCCCUCAGAGCCGGAGCCCGACCCGAGUCUGGGCACCGUCAGCCUCACCGUCGACUACAACUUCCCCAAGAAGGCCCUGGUGGUGACCAUCGUCGGGGCCCGGGGCCUCCCCGCCAUGGAUGAGCAGGCGGGCAGCUCGGACCCCUACGUGAAGAUGACCAUCCUGCCGGAGAAGAAGCACCGCGUCAAGACCCGCGUGCUGAGGAAGACCCUGGACCCGCUGUUCGACGAGACCUUCACCUUCUACGGCGUGGCCUACAGCUCGCUGCCCGAGCUCACCCUGCACUUCCUGGUCCUCAGCUUCGACCGCUUCGCGCGCGACGACGUCAUCGGGGAGGCCGUGGUGCCGCUGAAGGGCGUGGACCCGAGCACGGGCCGAGUCCACCUGAGCCAGCAGAUCAGCAAGAGGAACAUGCAGUGUGAGACUCGUGGCGAGCUGCUGGCGUCUCUGUCCUACCAGCCGGUGUCUCAUCGCCUCAGCGUGGUCGUCCUGAAGGCCCGACACCUCCCCAAGAUGGACAUCACCGGCCUGUCAGCAAACCCGUAUGUGAAGGUGAACGUCUUCUACGGACGCAAGCGCAUCGCCAAGAAGAAGACGCACGUGAAGAAGUGCACGCUGAACCCCGUCUUCAACGAGUCCUUCAUCUACGACAUCCCGCCGGAGCUGCUGCCCGAGAUCUCCGUGGAGUUCCUGGUGGUGGACUUCGACCGGACCACCAAGAACGAGGUGCUGGGCCGCCUGCUGCUGGGCCUGCAUGGCCCCGCCCCCUCCGGCGCCUCCCACUGGAGGGAGGUCUGCGAAAACCCCCGCCGGCAGAUCUCCAAAUGGCACAACCUGAGCGAGUACUGAGGGAGGAGCUAAAGACUCACACACACACACACACACACACACACACACACACCCCCGUUCACACCUGGUGCUCACAUGCGUCUUCGGUGAUCUGAUCUCUCGUCAGCUCUUAUGGCAGCAAAGAGACAAAGAAGUUGUGUCUGGCCCCUCUUAUCAGCCUUGGCCCAAGGGAAUUACCCAUAAUUCAUAGCUUGGACAAACAAAGAGACGUGUGUUCAGCCUGGAGAGACAUUAGGGAUUAAUAAAUACAAAACAAUGUAGAAACACUGAUUUAUUCAGCCAACAUCUUUUAUGUUUAUUUGACAAAUGAAAGAGCCCAAAAGAUGUUUAAAAAAAGGUGUGAUUGUACGUCACCGAGGUAACGCACACUCCUGCUCACCAGUCUUAUACAUCUGUAGCAGAUCAGACGUCACGUGGUCAGAACCCCAAAGACUCGAGGGAAUGCCGGGUGUGAACGCCCCCCUUUCUGCCUAUUGCAUCAUAACAUUCUCAAGCCUCAUAAACAACCCUCCACCUCCUUUAAAGAGAAGCAGAAGGAGCUGUUUUUUAAAAGAGGAACCAUGAGUCCAUCUGUCAGACUGUCCUAAAGUGUGUCGACGGGGGGGAAGGAAUGCUCAGAUUAAAAAACAGAAAAAAGAAGAUUCCCCCUCUUGAUGUUGUUGUCAUGCAGUUCAUCGCAUGUCUGUCCGAAGAGUAAACAAAAAAAAGUCCAAAUGAAGAACUGCUGACAUCCCGCUGACUGAUUGACAGGACCAUAAUGCAACAUUUAAAUUACUCACUAACACUGUGUAUAACUAAUAUAUCCAAGUAUAAGUACUCCUCACUAGGACCAGUUAAGCAACAUGUUCGGGGGGGGCGGCAGCAUGAUCCCCGGUUCUCUCUCCUCAGUCCUGAUCCUGGAGGAUCCCUCAUCUUCAUGUGGAUUUACAAACGGUUCACAUCUCCAGACUGAAGACCACUGAAGAGAUGCUGAUAGAGCGGCUUGGAGCAGACCGAGAGACCUUGUAAAAUACUUCAUUUACUCAACAGUCUCUAAAUAGUCUCAGCAGGAAGCAGCUGUGGCGGCUGAUUGAGACUCCUUAUGAUCCGGACUCCUUAUGAUCCGGACUCCUUAUGAUCCGGACUCCUUAUGAUCCGGACCCCUUAUGAUCCGGACUCCUUAAGAUCCGGACUCCUUAAGAUCCGGACCCCUUAUGAUCCGGACUCCUUAAGAUCCGGACUCGUUAUGAUGUGGACUUGUUAUGAUAUGGACUCGUUAUGAUCUGGACUCGUUAUGAUCUGGGCUCGUUAUGACCUGGACUUGUUAUGACCUGGACUGGUUAUGAUUGACUCGUUAUGACCUGGAAUCGUUAUGACCUGGACUGGUUAUGACUUGGAAUCGUUAUAACUUGGACUCGUUAUAACUUGGAAUCUUUAGAACUUGGACUCGUUAUAACUUGGAAUCGUCAUGACUUGGACUCGUUAUGACUUGGAAUCAUUGUAACUUGGACUCGUUAUAACUUGGAAUCGUCAUGACUUGGACUCGUUAAGACUUGGAAUCAUUAUGUCUUGGAAUCGUUAUAACUUGGAAUCGUUAUGACUUGGAAUCGUUAAGACUUGGACUCGUUAUGACCUGUAGGUGAGAAUAACAUAAUAUUGUUUUUUUAACAGAUUUAAUAUCCUUAUAAAGAAAUGAAACAGCUUCCCCUUCAAGUCAAAAGACCUCAUCCGGACAUCCUCCUGCUUUACGAUCCUAAAUAAAAUCGUACUUUUAGCCAAAAUAUAGCAAAGAUUGGUAUUGUGGGCGUCGGCCGCCACAGCUCCGCCUCCACUUCCUGUCUCCGUCCCGCCUCGUUCAUCCUCUGACUGGCUGCGUAGGACCUCUAGAGAUGUUCUCACUUUGCUCGGUGUGUUUUUAUAAAGACCUGUAGAUGUUCGUCAGGAGCUUUUUAAUAUCUCCGUCACGUUGGAGUCGCUCCUCCUCGAGUUCGCUCGUCAGCAGACAGGAAGUGACCCGGAGACGGCUUUUCUUCUGAAGGGACAUUGACGCUGUAGAUUUGUACAGAGGUGAAGAUGUUUCCUGUUUGGUGUGUUUGAGCUGUGAAACCUGGAGGAAUGUUAAUAAAAACUACAACGAGUCAAAGCUU
This is a messenger RNA of Pungitius pungitius (ninespine stickleback), 3812 nucleotides long. It is a transcript of the gene syt11b, whose product is annotated as synaptotagmin XIb. Lineage: Eukaryota; Metazoa; Chordata; Actinopteri; Perciformes; Gasterosteidae. Gene Ontology annotation, biological process: regulation of calcium ion-dependent exocytosis; calcium ion-regulated exocytosis of neurotransmitter; cellular response to calcium ion. The coding region runs from base 283 to 1686 and encodes 467 amino acids. The record is from RefSeq and is a predicted model, not a curated record. The transcript is spliced from 4 exons. Gene Ontology annotation, molecular function: calcium ion binding; calcium-dependent phospholipid binding; phosphatidylserine binding. Gene Ontology annotation, cellular component: synapse; axon; plasma membrane.